Messenger RNA from Eurytemora carolleeae, 824 nucleotides. Its product is annotated as putative E3 ubiquitin-protein ligase SINAT1. Lineage: Eukaryota; Metazoa; Arthropoda; Copepoda; Calanoida; Temoridae. Gene Ontology annotation, biological process: multicellular organism development; proteasome-mediated ubiquitin-dependent protein catabolic process. Gene Ontology annotation, molecular function: ubiquitin conjugating enzyme binding; ubiquitin protein ligase activity. The record is from RefSeq and is a predicted model, not a curated record. Gene Ontology annotation, cellular component: cytoplasm.
UUCAGAAACAUGGACUCGAGAUCAAAUAAAAGGAAAAAUGAUGAUGAAGACUGUAUAAAUAAUUCUGUAAAACGGAAAACCACUGGUGAACCUCAGAACAUGGACGGAGAGGAGAACAUGCAUGACAGGGAGGAGAACAUGAACAAGGAUGACCUGAGAGAAGAAGAGAACCACAAUCUCAAGAAAAGAAUAUUGGAACUAGAGAAACAACUAACUGAAGCUAAUACAAUAAAUGAAAGAUCUAUUAAAGAGAUCAGUGACUUGACAUCUAUGGUGGAAAAAUCUGAAAAAGAGAAAGAUGAUAUUCUGGAUUAUCUGGGAAGAGAAGUCACUUGUCCUGUCUGUCUCAUGAUCCCAAGAAAUAAGAGAAUUCCUAUCUGCAGGAAUGGACAUACCACUUGUGAGACAUGUAAAAGUCGAAAUUGUCCUGUCUGUAGAACAAGGAUGGAAGACGACAUGUUCUCUCCUCUAACCCAGAACAUCGCAGAUCUUUUGGCAGUACCCUGCAUAUUCAUGGAUCAGGGUUGCACCAUCAAACUCAAGAAGAAUAAAAUUGUUAACCAUGAGAAGGGAGAAUGCAAAUACAGAGAACUCAUGUGUCCAGGAUGUAAGGAGAUGAUUCAAGCACGUACAAUUCCUGAUCACUUCCGUAAUUGUACUGAACUAGAUUUUUCAAUUGAAGAUCUGAAGUUUGAUGAGAAGUGGACUGUCCGUAAUUUUAAUCACUCGAUAGAAUCCUGUAUGCGAAUUGCAUACAAGCUUGAAUCCUCUGAGAAUUGGUUUUUACUCUGUACUGAUAGAUUGGAAGAUAAACUGGUGUUUUG